Molecule: messenger RNA, 807 nt
Organism: Maudiozyma barnettii
Lineage: Eukaryota; Fungi; Ascomycota; Saccharomycetes; Saccharomycetales; Saccharomycetaceae
Exons: 1
Coding region: 1-807 (268 amino acids)
Source: RefSeq, a predicted model, not a curated record
AUGGCUAUCAAAACAAUAUACAUAGCAAGACACGGUUACAGAUCAAAUUGGCUUCCUGACGGCCCUUAUCCACCACCACCAACAAAUGUGGAUAGUGAUGUACCACUGGCAGCACAUGGUAUAGACCAAGCUAAACAACUUGCUGAUUUUGUUGCUAAACUAGAUGUUAAACCACAACUAAUCUUCUCAUCACCAUUUUACCGUUGCUUACAAACUAGUAAACCUGUAAAAGAGAAAUUAGAUAUUCCACUGUACGUCGAUAAUGGUGUAGGUGAAUGGUAUAGACCAGAUAGACCCAUUAUCCCAAUCCCAGCUCCCGUAUCUAAACUUAAUGGGUUAUUUGAUAGUAUGAUUUCCGAAGACUGGGAAUCAUCUAUUAUACCAAGUGAUAAAGGUGAAACUAAAGAAGACAUAUUUGAAAGAUGUAACAAAUUUCUUGGUAUUUUUAUACCUAGAGUUGAAGAAGUAUUCCCAGAAGUUUCAAGUAUACUUAUUGUAACCCAUGCUGCUACAAAAGCUGCUCUGGGUAUGAAUCUGUUAGGUUUCCCAGAUGCAAUUGUCUCCAUUGAUGACAAAGGUACUGUCAUCCGUAAUGGUUCUUGUUCUAUUGACCAAUUUGAUUUGAUCAAGAGUAACGGUAAAGAUGUCUGCGCUAAAGAAUGGGAACUGAAAAUGAAUGGUAACACAUCUUUCUUAACUAAAGGUGAAGAAAUGAAUUGGGACUUUAGAAAUGGAUUUGAAGCUGGAUCUGAUGCUGAUAUUCGUGCAAGAAAGUUGGCCGAUGCUAGAAUUCAAAGAUCCAAUUGA